Molecule: messenger RNA, 3577 nt
Organism: Scophthalmus maximus (turbot)
Lineage: Eukaryota; Metazoa; Chordata; Actinopteri; Pleuronectiformes; Scophthalmidae
Gene: wscd1b
Product: WSC domain containing 1b
Exons: 9
Coding region: 1236-2924 (562 amino acids)
Source: RefSeq, a predicted model, not a curated record
AACACACUCACACACUGCCUGUGCUUUAUACCAUGCCAGCCAUUCAGAGCAGCGGAACUGGCUGAGAGAGAGAGAGAGAGAGAGAGAGAGAGCUUAUAUAACGCCAGCUCUGGGAAAUGCUGGAGAGGUGUGUGUGUGUGUGUGUGUGUGUGUGUGCGCGCGCGCGCGCGUCUCAUUUGCAUUGGAUCUACGCGUCGCAGCUCCACUGGUCUAACUGGAGACGGGGGCCGUUUGUCGGACACUGAGCUCGGGGAGAUCGCUCGACGCGCUCCGCCGCCGGAGGUAAGCCUCGGUCAAACCGCCCCUCUCCUGUAAAUGGAGGCACGGCAGAGGGCUUUUUAAGAUGGAAGAUCUCGGCUCCUUAAAUAGGUGACGCGUGUUGACUCUCGCCGCGGGUUCGUUUAUCCCUCCAGCUCCGCUCCAUCCCUCCGGACCGGAGCAGGCAGCGCCUCGGACACGGCGCGACGCGGCGCGCGUCGUGAGCGAUGUCGUGCGUAAAAAACGUGUUUGAGUUGAACAUAACUUGGGCACUCGGACUCGAUCGGAGACUGCUCAUUGUGCAAACUGUUGCUUCGAUGCUCCGGAGCACUACCGCGCCCCUACUUCUUCCAUCUGUUCGUUUGGAGGCGGGGGACGGUGCAGUCGGAACGAGACGGGCCUGAUGGAAGUGGAGCUGAAGGACACGACGGUGUGUGAAAGAGGCACCUCCUGAGUGGUGUGCAGACGUAGCUGUCACAUGGGAACUUGCAUAGGCUGUAAGUCCAACAAGCUGUAUCAAAGAGGCGCUUUCAAGAAAAACCAUCAUGUCAGGGCAAAGACACAGACAGGAUCAGGACAGGGCUACACUCCACAAACCAUCUAUCUAUUCAUAUCACCCUGUGAUCACCAGGGUGCUUCACAUCCGAAUUACUUGUGUGUGUUUUACCAGUUAUCCAUCUCUCCACAGAAGAGUCUGCGUACUGCUACGAUAAUCACCAAUUUCUUUUCCUCACGGAUCAUCCUGGAGUCAGUGACCAGAGCCCGGAUAUAGCGUCUCUCACUGUCGUAACCCAUUCAGCGUCUCACUGCUGCUAUUGGUCAUUGUGGCAAUGAAGGACCAAGACGCAGUGUCUACACCAUCGCCAGACGUCGCCAGACUUUACAAAAAUAAAGAAAUUGUAGGUAGGCAUCUAUUUCUCGGUCACACUCAAUUAAAUGGCCUUCCACUGAGGUGAGGGACAGUGUACGGCGUGGGAAUGGUGGCGCCUCUCUACAAGCUGCACUGCCUCUUGAAGAGGGCUCAAAUGCUGCUGCUCUGCCUGGGCAUCGCCUAUCUGAUGGCAGGCAGCAUCCUACUCCUGCAGCGCUCCACCAUCAGAGUCGCACAGCCAAACCUCGCCAGCCUGCCGCCCAUGCUGUCCAUCGCAGCACCUCCUACCGCCCUCAGGAUUGCAGGCCUGGCCGUGAGGGCACGCUCCAGAUGGGCCGCCAUUCAGUCUGUCUCUGGAGGGGGAGCCAAGGCAGGACGACACUGGCCUGCUUCCCGGAGCCUUGGGGUCCAACACUUGCAUCGCCGCUGGUUUCACAGUCUGCUGCCAGAGAGUCCAGAGCAGAGAGUCUCUAUCCACAGGAACAGCCGGCACAAGGGAACCUACAUCGGUUGCUUUCUGCACAACGCCAGUGAUCGAGCCCUGGGAGGAACCAUGCUUUAUGACCUGCGUAAAAUGACCAGUUCUCUGUGUCAGGACACCUGCUCAGAAAGUGGUUACCAGUUUGCAGGUCUGGAGUAUGGAGCUGAAUGCCAUUGCGGGAACCGGAUCAGCAGCCUACGGGCUCCUGAGGAGGACUGUGGCCUGGUCUGUCGGGGUGAGAGAGGGUCUCCAUGUGGCGGCGUGGGCCGACUCUCCAUUUACAAGGUGGAGGAGCAGCUGCCGGGUCACAGAAAAUUCAGAAAUGUUCACUACCGUGGCUGCUUCAAGUUGCCGAAGAGCACAGUGGACACUUUCCCUGUCCACUCCUUUCAGCCCAACCUAACAACACAGUCCUGCAUCGAGACCUGCACUGAUAAGGAGCUGCCACUGGCUGUGUUCAAGAAGCUGCACUGUUUCUGCACAUGGACGUCGCCUACGUUCAGUCUCAGCUCUGCUCUGAACAACAGCAGCAACUCCACACCCACAGCACCCACUGACCAUGACCACUACCGGGUGUAUCACACACCUGUGCUUGACUCCAGGUGCAAAGACAGGAUGUUUCUGCCUCAGAGAUCCAACUCCCUGGUGGCUCUUUCCAGUUUUCCUGGUGCAGGCAACACCUGGGUACGGCACCUCAUCGAGCUCGUGACCGGCUACUACACUGGCAGCUUCUAUUUCGAUGGCACGCUAUACAACAGAGGUUUUAAAGGAGAGAAGGACUACUGGAAGAGUGGCCGCAGCAUCUGUGUGAAGACCCACGAGAGCGGUCAGAAAGAGAUUGAGAUGUUUGACUCUGCAAUCUUACUGAUUCGAAACCCUUACCGCUCCCUCAUGGCUGAAUUCAACCGCAAGUGCGCCGGACAUUUAGGACACGCCACAGAUACACAGUGGAAAAGUAAAGAAUGGCCAGAAUUUGUCUCCAGCUAUGCCCCCUGGUGGGCGUCCCAUGCACUGAGCUGGCUGAAGUUUGGACGCCGCCUGCUGGUGGUGCAUUACGAGGAGCUGCAUAGAGCUCUACUCCCUCAGCUCAGUCUAAUCACGGGCUUCCUAAAUGUCACUAUGACUGAGGAGAGGCUGAUUUGUGCGCAGAGCAACCAGGACGGGCAUUUCAAGCGCUCUGUGGCACAGCAGCCGUCCUUUGACCCCUUCACCCCUGACAUGAAACAGACGAUUGACUCCUUCAUCCAUACUGUCGACCAGGCACUGCACAGCAGGAACUUUAGCGGACUUCCACAGGAAUACCUCCCCAGAUGAUGAUCUGAAAAGGUCAUAAAUCCAGUCCACCCGGGUCGUUCUUCAUCGAGCGCUCGGUGGGAACAGACACACACUGGCUGAUAGAAGUGGACCACCGGACUGUUUGAUAGUCCAGACUCACUGUGAACAACUGUAGAGUCAUGGAAACACAGCAGAGUUCAACGAUGAAAAUUCAUUGCAAAAAUCCACUGGUGAACAGUGAUGAAAGCCUCAGGGCCGGGGACUGCCUCUCUGCGAGCAGCAAAGAUGACGAAUACUCAGAGAGGAUUUAACAUGAUUUGUUGGACUGCUGCGUUGGGAUUAUCCAGCAAAGUGCCCGACUGCAAAGAUAUGAGAGUGUAAAUCCAACAUGGACUCAUUUCGGUUAAAGAAGGGUUUUCUGUGACUCUUUAAAAAUUCACUUUAGAACAUAUGUAUUAUGUUUCUAGCAUACAGCCAUGUUAAAAAAAAUGACAUGUCAUACAAAGACACAUAAUAGACACAGAAGCAUUAUUCUGAUUGCGCUGUGUUUAUGGGAGUCUUUUUCUGUGUGAAUAGCUAAAUUAUGUGACUGAAUGGACUGAAUGAAAAAAACUGCUUCAAACUGUAAAUGACACCCAGCUGAUUCAUUGAUGACUAUUCUAUUUUAUUAAAUGCGUUCGGUUUGAAUUGAA